This is a messenger RNA of Didymodactylos carnosus, 1125 nucleotides long. The record is from the annotation of a GenBank genome assembly. Lineage: Eukaryota; Metazoa; Rotifera; Eurotatoria; Philodinida; Philodinidae.
AUGAAAACAAGUGGUGAUAACGAUAUGAAAUCAUCUUCAAUUGAAUCAUUAAUUGAAGAAUUAGAGGAAUAUCAUGAUAUUAUUCAAAUAUGGGAUGAAUUAAAUACUUUUACCAGUACUAUGGGACUGUAUAGAGCAGAAAAAGCGACUUAUGACAGAAGCUUUUUUAAUAUGUUUUUCAAUGGUGAAAAAGAAAAACGUCGUCAAACGUGUAGAAAGAGUCGUGUAUUAAAGAAUCCAAAACUCAAUAUUGCUUGUGGUGGUCAACCAGGAACUGCAAUAUUAGCCAUGACAGAAGAUCCAAGUGUACCUGUUACUCAAGAUGGUUUGUUUUCUCGUUUUCUGGUUGCUGCACCAGAAGCACGUGCUCCAAGAUCGAGUGACUUUAAAAAGUUGAACCAAAAUAUUCCUGGAUUAAAACACUUAUUAUUUACAGUGCAUAUGUUACAUGUUGAUGACGCAAGGAAUUAUUAUUAUUCAGAUGACGCAAAAAAUGUCGUAAAGUCAAAAUUUGAUAUCUACACCGACAUUAUUAAUGGUGUGUCUCGUCAUGAUACAUUUCUUGCUAGUCUUUAUGGAAAAGCACAAAUAAUGAUCGAUCGUUUAGCUGCUAUAUUACAUGUUUGUGCGCUGGCAGGAACAGCUUUGGGAAAUGUUCAAGUAAUGGGCAUUGACGAAUCAGUUAGACAAAUUUCUUAUGAUGAAUUUUCAAAUGAUGUUCGUACUGCUAUAACAGAUGCAGUAAAAUAUCUUGCACAAGAUGAUGGUGCUUUUAUUAUUCAAAAAGAAACAGCUGAAAGUGCUAUUGCAUUAAUGGACUAUUUCAUAGCGCAGGAAAAAGCUUUAUGUGGUUACUCAACCGUAGCAGAUCUUGAAGGGAUUACAGAAUUUGUUCUGGGUUCUCAUCGUGAAGUUCAGCAAAAUGAGCGGAUCAAUUCUGAAAAACAUGGAUUAACCGAUGCCAUGUCUACUAUAUUAAUGACUUUAGGUGCAGAUGUCUCUCUUCAUGCUUUAGUGACAAGAAGGAAAUACCCAAGUGCUACAUACUCUUCAGCUUUUAAUGAAUUGGAAAAAGCUGGACUAGGUAACGUCUCAGCUAAAGGUUACCUGAUUGCCUUGUGCUAA